Messenger RNA from Ctenopharyngodon idella (grass carp), 1638 nucleotides. RefSeq names its product CLN6 transmembrane ER protein b (gene cln6b). The transcript has 7 exons. The coding region runs from base 155 to 1081 and encodes 308 amino acids. Lineage: Eukaryota; Metazoa; Chordata; Actinopteri; Cypriniformes; Xenocyprididae. The record is from RefSeq and is a predicted model, not a curated record.
UACAAGCGCCGCAUCGAGGAGAGAUCAAGACUCAACCAGAAUGAUUGCUUUCUUUUCAUGUUUUACCUCUGCUCGAUGAGGUCAAAGGUCAUUCAAAGGGAUCAUCUGACUCCAGUGUGAGUGAAAAGCAAGAAAUCUUCAUGGUGGCACUGAAAUGCCACCCAUCAUGCGCAAGAGGCAGAACUGUGUGAUGCAUGCUGCGUUCCUGACCAGACACGGGUCGAGGGAGACGGACGCCUGUCUGAGGAAAGCUCAGUUUCACAUGGACCUCUGGUGCUGCUUCACCAUCCAGAACUGGCUGCUGGACUUUGGGAGACACUUGGUCAUGAUAUUUUGUCCUUUGGAGUGGUUCCCUUUGAACAGACCCAGCGCUGGCGACUACUUCCACAUGCUGUACAACAUCACUACACCCUUCCUGCUGCUCAAGCUCAUAGAGCGAAGCCCGAAGACGUUGCCUCGCUCCGCCGUCUACCUGUGCAUCAUCACGUUUGUGAUGGGCGCGAGCGCACAUCUGGUGGGAGACUCCAUCAACCAUCGGCUUCUGCUCAGUGGAUACCAGCUGCACCUGAGCGUCAGAGAAAACCCCAUCAUGAAGAACAUCAGACCACAAACUCUGAUUGACUCGUUUGAGUUGCUACAGUAUUAUGAUGAAAGUCUGGGUCAUUGCAUGUGGUAUGUUCCUUUAUUUCUCAUCCUAUUCCUGUAUUUCACUGGCUGUUUCACUAUUGUCAAAUCGGAGAAGAAGAUGCCCAUCUCCGCUUGGCUUCUACUGGGUCCUAGUGGCCUUUACUACUGGUAUCUUGUGACGGAAGGACAAAUUUUCAUCCCCUUCAUUUUCACGUUUUUUGCCAUGACGGCUACAGUCGUGCACCAGAAGCGUAAAGGUUUUCUGCCCGACAGUAACGGACUCUUCCUGCUCUACAGUUUUUCGAUAUCGCUCGUGUUAGUGACCGUCUGGGUCGCCUGUCUGUGGAAGGACACGGUGUUACGGAAGAAAUAUCCAGGAGUGAUGUAUAUACCGGAGCCGUGGGCCCUUUACACGCUGCACCUGAGAGACAAACACGUGACGCUCACAGACUGAACCUGUCAGGCCGGAUCAACAAAUCUGACUGUCACUGCAACCAUAAACUCUUUAUUCAUGUGUUUAUAUGCAAGUAACGUCACGUUGCACCUUCAAAAAUGGACUUUAUGCACAGCAUGCAUUGUAUGAAUUUAUGCUAAAUGAAUCCAUUUCCACCAGUCAAAGUUAUGUAAUAUUCUAUUCUAUUCUAUUCUAUUCUAAAUUGUCAAGAUACACUGGCGUUCAAAAGUUUGGGGUUAGUGUGUUUUUGUUUUUUUAAGAAAUUAAUACUUUUAUUCAGCAAGAACAUGUUCACCUGAUUUAUAUAACAUUAUAUUCCUAAAAACAUUUUUUGUCUGUUGACAUUAUUUUCUGAUUUAUAUAGUGAUAAAAGAGAGAUCCAAAAUGUUAACGAAGUGAAAAAUGAAUUUUGAACCUGGCUUUAUCCAUGUGUUCUGAUUUCUGUUCUGGAAAUGUAUGCAAAUUAGACGCAUAUUUAUUUAGACAAUGCCUCAUUUGCAUAUGUAGCCUAAAACAUAUCAGAAGACUUGCAAUCCAAAAUAAAGGUGAUUAAUCGA